CAUACCGUAAGCUGGCACGAUCGGAGGAUCGGGUUAUGAUAGCGCAGGCCACAGAUACGCUCCUGCGCCCGGAACAGCGCGCUGCUGCUGCUGCUGCUGCUGCGAUGCCGAUCAACGACGGCCACGGACGAUAGCGACCGCAUGCCAAACUGACAAUUCCAGGCCCGAGCGAGCGAGCGAGCGAGGGGGGCGUGAGCGGUAGGGAGGUGGGAGGCGUUUGUGUCUGACCACUACGUAAUUCCGCGCAGUGCCGAAGCGAUUAGUGCGUCGAGGAAGACGGAACGCCCGAGGGGAAAAAAAAGAAGGAUCUAAAGCAAGAUUCCCAGUUUCAGAUCCUUCCCGUUCUAAAGCUGCUUUUCCCGAGGGAGAGACGUACGACAAACGACAGGGGCGCGGGGACGAGACAGAGGAAGAGAAGACGAAGGAAGCAGCAAACGAAGCGUCAACAUGGACAGCAGCCUAGAACCAGGGAUCCGAAUCCAGCGGUCCGUCUCUGUCACGUCAGGGCCUACCCAAAGGGGCACAUCCUCCUCCUCCCACCGCCACCACCUUCACAGCGGCGGCCGAGCCCGCGCCACCUCGUCAGCCUCCAUGUCGGACACCGUGUUCGAGAGCAUAGUUGGGGGCGGCGGCGGCAGCGUCAAGAGGCGCAGGCACCGCUCGCUGCCCCACGGCACGCCGCUGCAGACCAUCGCGGACGACGGCGGCGGCUGCGACAAGGACGCGGCCACGGUGACCACGGCAGUGGCGGCGCCGGCGCGGCGAGCGGGGUCGGUUGUGCUUCCGUCGCCCAGGAGCUCGGUGCUCCCGGGGCCCAAGGGCCACGAGGCAAGGAUGCGCAUGAUCGUCAAACAGCAGCGCGAGGUCCAGGAGAUCCGUGAGCUCGCCGAGUUUUUGCGGAACAGGACGCCACCGCCAGAGAACUUCAUGUCUCGGCCCGACGACGCAAUGUCAAGCAGGUCCGCAUCGCCCGAGCCGCCCAAGAGCCGGUCGCAGCUGGCGCGGCGGUGGUGCGCCCUCAAGUCCGUCUUCGCCCUGCGGCGGCGCAAGGCGCACAAGGACGAGCAGAAGCGACGGGCGCGGCGCGCCUCGGCCGACCUGGCCCCUACCGCCGUCGCCACCACCGCCAUCGCCCACCCGCUCCCGAGGAGGCCCAAGACGGCACAGUUCAAGCUUCCCGACUCGGCCGUCGCGGGCACCACCAUCGCGGGCCACCGCCACAUCGCCAUUUCCAUCCCCGUCCAGCACUCGCACCUGGGGCCCGAGCCCAAGUCGCAGUACCCCAUCUAUGCGCCGGGCGAGGACCGCGCCGGCGGCGGCCUGUUCCUGUCGCCGCUACACGCCCCCGCUGCCGCCGCCGAGCUCGACGCGGCGCAGCAGGACGGCGGCACCCCGUGGCUGACGGCGCUCGGGCCCGUGUCCGAGGGGCACGAGUCGGGCGACGACGCGGCGUCGCGCAGCCCGCUGUCGAGCCCGGGCUACCACACCCCCAUAGGCAUGUCGGCGGCGACCAUCACGGCGACCCCGCCCGCGCGGGUCGUCAUGGUGCGCAACUCGACCCCGCCCUCCGAUCUGCGCGGCGGCCAAGCGGCGCCGACGACGGCCGCCUCGGAGGCGCGGCAGCACCCGACCGAGCAGCAGCAGCAGCGUGGGAAGGCGGCGGCUCUGGAGGCUCCAGCCCCGCCCGGAAGCCCACAGAGCGACUCCUACUUUACAGCUCCCAACAGCCUGAGCUCGGCGCCCGCGUCGCCUUUCGACAUGGGCACCUUUGGGCCCGGUAGGACCGGCGUCCGCUCCACACUAGGCGAUAGGAGCGUCUCGAUCGACAGGCUGCUCCACGGCGACGGCUCCGACGAGGAGGUGCACGAGGAUGAGGACGCCGCCGCCGCUGCCUCGGACCCGCAGAAGCGCUCCAACACCAACCGCAAAGGCGAGGCGGGUCACCACCGACGGCGCUCGUCCAUGGCCUCGCGCCAGUCCAUCGCCGACAGCAUCCUCACGGACGGGACCGAGCCCGUCAUCAUGACCGACAUCCAGACAGUCCGCCGCAUCUCGAGCAGCCCUUCCGUCGUGCACCAGCGCCUGUCCGCGGCGGCCCCGCGCCACAGCCUCCCGCCGGGGCUGGCGAUCCCGCCCCUGCGCGGGAGCGAGUACGGCGGCGGCGACGUGCCCGUGACCGCGAUCCGCCUGCUGCCGUCCCCCGUGUCCAGCAGCGGGAGCGACGAUAGCGGCCAACAUAAGCUGCGGCGCAUGUCGCGGGACAUACGGAACUCGCCGCCGCUAGGUGACGACGGGGUGCCGGGGACGCCAGCGUCACAGAGGACCAUCAGGCCGCAGAGGCAAGCAGAGGACGAACUCUACGUGGAUGCGCCUCAGGGGUUGGACAGGAGCCCGCUGACCCCGUUCCCGAUAGAGACCGGGUUUGUUGAACAGGCCGAGGGAGGGUCGGGUGAGGGCGGGGACGGCGCCGCCUUCUUCGCCUCGUCCUCGGGCGCCCGCGUGGGCCUGAACCUGGUCAUGACCGUCAGCGCGACUGAGGCCACGACGCCGCCGGGCAGCCGGGGGUCGCUGGCGGCGUCCGGCGUGGGCUCGUCGCGGCAUUCGAGCGUAAUCGUCACCAAGAGGCUGCCCGAGUUUCAGCUGCAACCGGCGCCGACGCGGCUCGCGCGAGGCAACGGCGAGUCGGGCACGGCGACGCCUGGUCUGACCCAGUCUCCGGCCUCGCCGGCGCGCCGGACCAAAUCCCUUAACCUGGCCGCCAGACACCUCGUAGUCGGCGGCGGCCCUCCGUCGGCCGUCCAGCAGCGGCACCUGCUCGCGCCGACCUGGCCCGCGGGCGACCAGCCGCUCCCGCCCACGCCAUCGAGCGGGCCCACGCCGCCAGACUCGCCCAAGCCGUCCAAGGCGGCUGCUGUCGCAACGGAAGCUCCCCCAGCCGAGGAGCCGGCGGCAGCUGUGCCGCUGUCCGUAAAUCACUCUCAACGGCGGUCCAGCGCCCCUGUGUCAGAAGCGGUCAAGUCGACUCAAGGCUCUGCUCGGAAAGUCUCGGCGCAGCAGCAGCAGCAGCAGCAAGAAUCACCGCAGAGCGCACGCAAGGAGCAGGGACAACAUACCGAGAAGCCCGAACAGCCAAUGGACCGCAUCUCACUGUCGCGCCGCAUCGAGCGCCGCAAGAAGAUCGCGGCGGCCGCAGCCGGCGCCCGCCAGGCCGAGGUGUUUGCCGCCGUGGCCGCGACGACGCAGGCGCAGCAGAAGCAGGCCGAGGAGAAACAGAAGCAGCAGGCACAGCAGGAGGACGAGCACGAGCACGAUGGGGGCGCCAACCACUUCUACCACCACCACUGCCACCACGCCGCGCCGCGGGAAGGCAGCCUGAACCGGCAGCGGCAAGCCAGCAUCCCCCGGUCGGCCUCGCUCUACUCGGCGUCUUCCUACGGCCGUCACCACCAGCAGGAGCACCACCACCACCACCGAAACCCCACGUCGGCGUCCGCGGCGGCGGCGGCGACACUCCUGACGCCGGGGGAGCGACGGGUCGAGGAGAUGGAAAGGCGGGUGCGACUGCUGGAACAGACGGGCGAGGCGUGGCUCGGGGCGCUGGUGCCGCUGAUCGAAAGCCUGGGCCGCACGCUCGAGGCGCAGCGCGCGAACCAGCAGAUCGAGGACUACCGCCGACGCCGCCGCAUGAGCAGCAACAGCAGCGUCGGGGAGUGGAGGCAGCCGCCACCGCCAGCCCCGGACGCCGCACCGUACGGGUCGCAGAGGGAGCGUCGGCGGCAGGCGAGCAGGUCCGAGAGGCCAAAGACCAGCGGCGGCUUCGAGAGCUACAGCCGGGGCAGCAGCAGGUCCGUUCGGCAGCCCGCCGACGAGGCCGACGGUGAGUUCGCCGUCCGCGACAGGGCGGCCUCGCUCCACCACCCCAAACCGCCGAUAUCGAGCUACUUUGGCCUGCCGCCGUCCCCAGCCGAGCGCGAGCACAUGGACGCCGCGGCGGUGCGGGCGCGGAGGCGCAGCACGACGAGCACCAGCAGCAAGCGGACGGCGGUGCUCGUCGGCGACUUCGAGGACGAGGUCUCGCGGCGCCUGGGGCUCGAAGACGACGCCCAGCAGCAGCAGCAGCAGCAGCAGCAGAGCCAGCGCCCGCGGUCGCACCACGGGUGGUCGCGCCAGUCGAGCCAGGGACCACUACCGCGCGGCAGCAGCGCCGCCGCCGCGCUGGACGAGGCGAAGCGCACGUCGCCGAGCGUGCGGUCGCGCCGGCCGCAGCAACAGCGGCCCGAGACGUCGCACAGCAGCCAGCGGCCCAAGACGGCGUACGGCCACCGCAGGGAGCUGUCUGGCGCUUCCGCCUUCUCGGCCGCCUCGUCUUCGCGCCUUGAGCACCACAGCAGCGGCGGCGGCGACGGCGGCGGCGGCGGUAGCAGCAGCAGGACGCGUGAGCGGUACGACGAGGCGGGCAUCGACGGGCUCCACGCCUUGGCGCCGCUCAUGAACGAGCUCACGGGUCACGGCGUCAGCCUGGAGUUUUACCCCAAGGAGCCGGUGCGGUUUGAGGACGAGUAUGAGGGAGACAUCUCUCCAUACUAGAUGGUAAUGGUAAUGCGACGAGACGGUUUAGACGGAGAGGAUCGGGGCUUUGCUUUUGUUGUUCUUUGGUAUACAAAAAUUCACGCUUGGAAGGAACACCCGCGACGCGUCGAUGCAGCAAUUUUCUUUAUCACUGAUGGGCAUCACGUAAGCAAGCCAAUAUCGAUUUUGGAAAUGAUAAAAAGAGAUCGUAAAUACCGCGCAAUUUACCCAAUUUCUCGUUUGUUA
Gaeumannomyces tritici R3-111a-1 is the source of this 4815-nucleotide messenger RNA. RefSeq lists its product as hypothetical. Lineage: Eukaryota; Fungi; Ascomycota; Sordariomycetes; Magnaporthales; Magnaporthaceae. The transcript has 2 exons. Bases 448 to 4587 code for a protein of 1379 amino acids. The record is from RefSeq and is a predicted model, not a curated record.